Messenger RNA from Bombus terrestris (buff-tailed bumblebee), 1506 nucleotides. It is a transcript of the gene pn, whose product is annotated as exopolyphosphatase PRUNE1. Gene Ontology annotation, molecular function: exopolyphosphatase activity. Gene Ontology annotation, cellular component: cytoplasm. The transcript has 6 exons. NCBI's taxonomy places the organism in Eukaryota, Metazoa, Arthropoda, Insecta, Hymenoptera, Apidae. The record is from RefSeq and is a predicted model, not a curated record. Bases 224 to 1357 code for a protein of 377 amino acids.
CACUUGCCAAUAAUUUUCAAUACGUUUCUUUGCUAACUUUUUUCUAUAUUUGAUACAACAAUCUACUUGUUUGUCCUAUACUAGCAACCAAAUAAACCGACAGCAUUUUCAAGAGAUCUCAAAAUUCACACGUAAUUAACAGACAUGAAUUCACAAUAUAUGAAGUCAGUUGAUUAAUUAUAUUAUAUGUACAUAAACAAAUCCUGCAACAUAGUAAAGAAGCAUGGAAUCAUUCCUAUCCGCAUCGAAAGCAGUCUUGUCGAAGCCGCUGGCUUACAAAAGAAUUUGCAUCGUUUUGGGUAAUGAAUCUUGCGAUUUAGACUCUGCCGUAUCGGCAUUGAUUCAAGCUUUUUCUGAAUAUUUAGACGGAAUUAAAAGGAAGGAAACUGAUUUAGCGGUUAUUCCGUUGAUGAAUAUAUCUGAAAGAGAGUAUCAUGUAAAAACUGAAGUCGUAUUCUUCUUGAAACGUCAUAACAUACCUUCCAACUUGCUGACAUUUCGGGAUCAAAUAGAUUUGAAAGCUUUAAAGGAGAAUGUGGAAACGAAAUUGGAACUGGUGCUCGUUGAUCAUCAUAACCUUGCGGACGAAGACACUUAUCUAAUGGAUUCUGUAGUAAAAAUAAUCGAUCACAGACCACAAGACAAACGGUGGCCGUGGCCUGGUAGAGAAAUACAUCUGGAGAGCGUAGGCAGUUGCGCGACGCUAGUGGCGCGAAAUUUAUUCGAUAAACAUGCAGAAAUAAUAGACUCGCAGAUAUCGAGUCUUCUGAGAGGUCCAAUCUUGGUCGAUACUUGUAAUUUUUCAAAAGAGGCCGAUCGUGCUACCCCCGUUGAUGUGGAAAUUGUGGAAUCUCUGGAAAAAGUUGGACUAUCAGAUCUAGAUAGAGAUAAAGUGUUUAACGAGAUCGUCAAAGCAAAAUCUGACAUUAGCGAAUUGACUAUCGAUGAUCUUUUGAUCAAAGAUUUAAAAGUAAUUGUUGGCAUACCGAUUGUUGGAUUGCCUAUGUUGGUGAAGGAUUUCCUCGAUUUACAAGGGGCUCAUCUAGAAAGUCUUGGAAAUUUUGCCAAAUGUAAAAACACUACGAUCGUCGUUCUAAUGGGAAUGCAACUUAAUGCGCAAGAAAUAUCUCGAGAUAUCGCUGUUUUUUCGUCUCAUGCCAAUCGGCUAAGAGAUAAGAUAAUAGAAGCUUUAAUGGCGUCUACGCAACCAUCUCUCGAAUUGAGUUUGAUUAGAAAAAUUCACCAAGAAGAUGGAGAUGUUAAUUUGUUCCUUUAUGAACAAAGAAAUCUACGUGCCACGCGAAAACAAAUUUUACCGAUCAUUCGAGAUACCGUUUCGUUGGAGUGUCGAUGCUGAGUAACUAUUCGUGAUUGGAUCUCUUGCUUGAAGUUGAAUUUGUAAAGACAAAAUGCGAAAGAUUAUAAGAAGUCACAUUUCAGAUGGCAGUGUCAGUUCUUUGAGUUCAGUCUUUCAAAUAAAUGAAAUAAGAACAAUAGGAAACAAAA